Molecule: messenger RNA, 2335 nt
Organism: Trachymyrmex cornetzi
Lineage: Eukaryota; Metazoa; Arthropoda; Insecta; Hymenoptera; Formicidae
Gene: Ak3
Product: Adenylate kinase 3
Exons: 4
Coding region: 384-1055 (223 amino acids)
Biological process (GO): nucleobase-containing compound metabolic process
Cellular component (GO): mitochondrion
Molecular function (GO): ATP binding; AMP kinase activity
Source: RefSeq, a predicted model, not a curated record
UCAAAAUGGCUUCAAAAUGAUUACUACGAGUCACUUAAUUUCCAGUCGGUCACGAUUUAUUUCGACGUCAUUCUAACAUCUCUGACGUUACACUAUCGUGAUCCGUCGUUCUGUCCUGGCUCGAGUCUGCGCGACGUGACGCAACGUUACAAAACGGCGCGUCGCGGUUAUGUCACAGUGCGUCACGGCGCUUCGCUUCACCGGGGUGCCGUGGCCUCUAGGCCUCUAGCGUAUCAAAGUCCGCGCGAAGGCAAUAGUAGGGAUCGAGGGUAGAGUCAGUUCGGCCCGGACGAUGCGAGAACGCCGCGGUAUUCGGACGGUUGCCGUUGUCACCGCCGCUGCCGAUCGCGAGAAGUCGCCAGUCCCGUAGACCGCGACCUCCCAUGGUGGCGAUCACCACGUGUCACGCUGCCGCCGCGACGGCCCUCAGGGCCGUCAUCCUGGGCGCGCCGGCGUCUGGCAAAGGCACCGUCUCCUCCAGAAUCGUCCAGCAGUUCGGCGUCGCGCACAUCUCCAGCGGCGACAGGUUGCGCUUCCACGUGUCUGCCGGCACUGAUCUAGGCAAGGAGGUAAGGAAGUACAUGGACAGCGGUAGCUUUGUUCCAGACGACACGAUGAUAUCCCUUAUCGGCAAUGAGAUCGAAUCGAUGGCGGAUCGGAAUUGGCUGUUGGACGGAUUUCCGAGGACGUUGACGCAGGCGGAGCGAUUGCAGAGGCUACAUCCAAUCAAUCUCGUGCUGAAUCUCGUGGUGCCCACCACCGUCAUACUGGACCGAGUCAAGAGCAGAUGGAUUCAUGUGCCCAGUGGUAGGGUUUACAGCAUCGGCUUCAAUGAUCCACGAGUGCCGGGCAAGGACGACGUAACGGGUGAGUCGUUAUGUCAGAGAGAAGAUGACAAACCAGAAGUCGUGCAGAAGAGACUGCAGGAUUACGCGACGAAAACCGAGCCAGUCUUGCAGUUUUAUCGCGAGAUUGGAAUACUGAGGGAAUUUCACGGCAACACCACCAACGAAAUGUGGCCGGCGAUCAGGAAUUGCGUGGCACAAUACUGUUGAGUUUCAGAGAGAUCGAAUAUUUAAGUAACUUUAAAUGUCGGAUAAUCGCGCAAACGGUUCUGAUUUUCAAAUAUCUAGAUCUGUUCGGAAAUUUUUUUCUUCGAAAUAUAUCUCUAAAAGAAACAAAUUUUUGGACAUUAAAUCUGCAUCUAAUUCUUACAACUUAUCUGCCUAAGAAUUAAAUUGUAUUAAAUAUUUACACAUCUCGUUAAAUUAGAUAACGUGCGUUUAAAAAUAUCCUCGUAUUUAUUAUUUAAGUACGAGAACGAACAAGUCUAUUCAGACCUAUUUGAGACCUGUAAUUUGCUCAUCUCACGCGAUUUCGAGUAACAAAUGGAAAUAUGCGCUCUCGAACAAUUGUUUCCUUAUCUUGUGACAAUAGAGAGAAUGUGUACUACAGCGCAAUUCGCGCGGAGCUCUCUUACGCACGCAGGAACGCACACAAGCGUGAAUGUAAUUAGGUUGUAAAUACGCGUGAUGUCGUGUCGACAAUAAUAGGCUUUCGUAGAUGUUCUCGAUGCGGAAUGCUUAUGUGAUACAACGAGAUUUCAUGGUAACUAAAGACACUGAACUGAGGACGAGUUAUUUCUUGUUUCCGCAACUUAGCACUUGCAUGACGAGCUGUUGGUUGCUACAGCUAUUCGGCUAAAGUCCAAAAUAUAGUACAAAUUACAAAGUAGGAAUGAUCGUUCGAAUAAUCGAUGAUACAUUUCUGGGAUGGCGUAAUUAUCACACACUUGUUCUUAUUUUAUUUCGAGCGUAUAGCGUUACAGUUGUAAGAGAUAUAUAUAUAUAUAACAAUGUUCAAUAUAUUGUGUACAUAUUCAACAGUAUAAGUACAAUAUACGCAUAUACAUAUGCAUAUACACGCAUGCAUACAUAUACAGUGUGAGGCAUCUAAAAAAGUGUACAUCUAAAUUCUUUAAUAAUCCUGUUUUUCACUUUACUCUUGUUUUUCUAUUUUUAAAUCUACCUUACACUUUAGAGAGAAUAUUCUAGAUUUAUUUGUCAUUCGAUCAAGCACCUUGUACGUUAUUAAGCGUUAUCUUGCUUCUUUAAAAUGCUCGAAUAAUCUUGAAGCGCGAAAUAAAUGCUUCACUCUAAAUCUAUUUUCUAAAAUUUAUUCUACUCUAUUGUAAAUGUUUCUGCUGUCCCCUUGAAAAUAUCGUUAAAGACGAAGUAAUUUAGCUCGUAAGAAUAACAAGAAAGAUUCGUUCAAGGUUAUAGUUUUUUUACAUUUCAAAAACUGCUUUUUUACAUAGAUAUUCUUGGAUAUCAUU